CCUUAUUACUCUCACAGCCACGCCUCUUUCUCUCCCCCCCUUUUCCCCCUCCCCUAUCUUCUACCGCACAUCUCUCUCUCUCGCGCGCGCGCUCUGCUCGGCUCGGGUCUCGCGCCCGCCCAAACGUUGCCUCGCGCCGCCUGCCUGUCUCGCGCCGCACUGGGAUGUUGGCAGGCGGCGGUCGGGUCAGUCGAGAGGAGGGAGCGGAGUGAGAGGGGCGCGGGAAGGGAAGGCAUCAAGGCAAGGCAAGGCGACGUUCUGUGCCCGUCCCCCGCUUUCUCCUCUUCCUCCUCCUCCUGAAGCGCGCUGAGGGAACGGGGCGGGCUCUGCUCCUCCUCCUCCGCCGCGCGUGAGGCGGAGAGAGGCAGGGAGAGGCAGCGAGGAGCCCGCGGAGCAAGCAACAUGGCGGAACACUCAGCCCCCGACCAGAAGCACAAGCCCGGCGCCGCCUCUGCCUCCUCGUCGUCGUCUUCCAACUCCGCCGCCGGCUCCCAAGCGCUGGUCAACAGCAGGAGCUCCUCCUCGGCGACGGCGACUGGGGCCGGGCCCCCAACGGGAGGCCUGUCGGGGGGCCUGUCGCAGCCGGCGGGCUGGCAGUCGCUGCUCUCCUUCACGAUCCUCUUCCUGGCCUGGCUGGCCGGCUUCAGCUCCAGGCUCUUCGCCGUCAUCCGCUUUGAGAGCAUCAUCCACGAGUUCGACCCUUGGUUUAAUUAUAGAUCAACACAUCAUCUUGCAUCACAUGGAUUUUAUGAAUUCUUAAACUGGUUUGAUGAAAGAGCAUGGUAUCCACUCGGAAGAAUAGUUGGUGGAACUGUAUACCCAGGACUGAUGGUGACAGCAGGCCUUAUACAUUGGAUUUUAAAUAUGCUUAACAUUACUGUCCACAUAAGAGAUGUAUGUGUGUUUCUUGCACCAGUUUUUAGCGGCCUUACAUCAAUUUCUACUUUCCUGCUUACCAGAGAACUGUGGAACCAAGGAGCAGGGCUUCUAGCUGCCUGUUUUAUUGCUAUAGUACCAGGUUACAUAUCACGAUCAGUUGCAGGAUCUUUUGACAAUGAAGGGAUAGCUAUUUUUGCACUGCAAUUCACAUACUAUUUGUGGGUGAAGUCUGUGAAAACUGGAUCAGUUUUCUGGACCAUAUGCUGCUGCCUGUCUUAUUUCUACAUGGUUUCUGCAUGGGGUGGUUAUGUUUUCAUCAUCAACCUUAUUCCACUGCAUGUAUUUGUGCUACUAUUGAUGCAGAGAUACAGCAGGAGGGUCUAUAUAGCAUAUAGCACUUUCUAUAUUGUGGGUUUAAUAUUAUCCAUGCAGAUACCUUUUGUAGGAUUUCAGCCAAUCAGAACAAGUGAACACAUGGCAGCUGCAGGUGUCUUUGCACUGCUGCAGGCCUAUGCCUUCUUACAGUAUAUGAGAGACAGACUAACAAAGCAAGAAUUUCAGACAUUAUUCUUCUUGGGUAUAUCAUUAGCAGCUGGAGUUGUAUUCUUGAGUGUCAUCUACUUAACAUAUACAGGUUACAUUGCACCAUGGAGUGGCAGGUUUUAUUCACUAUGGGAUACUGGGUAUGCGAAAAUUCACAUCCCGAUCAUUGCUUCAGUGUCUGAACAUCAGCCAACAACAUGGGUUUCCUUCUUCUUUGAUCUACAUAUUCUCGUGUGUACUUUUCCAGCAGGGUUAUGGUUCUGUAUCAAAAACAUCAAUGAUGAAAGAGUUUUUGUGGCUUUGUAUGCAAUCAGUGCUGUAUACUUUGCUGGAGUAAUGGUCCGUCUGAUGCUAACUUUGACUCCAGUAGUCUGUAUGCUGUCGGCAAUUGCUUUCUCCAAUGUUUUUGAGCACUAUUUGGGUGAUGAUAUGAAGAGAGAGAAUCCACCCAUAGAAGAUAGCAGUGAUGAGGAUGAUAAAAGAAAUCCAGGAAAUCUUUAUGAUAAGGCAGGUAAAGUGAGGAAACACAUAUCUGAACAGGAAAAAACUGAAGAAGGCCUUGGGCCUAAUAUCAAGAGCAUUGUCACAAUGUUGAUGCUAAUGCUGUUGAUGAUGUUUGCCGUCCACUGUACAUGGGUAACUAGCAAUGCCUACUCCAGCCCUAGUGUCGUACUAGCCUCUUACAAUCACGAUGGUACUCGGAACAUUUUGGAUGACUUCAGGGAAGCAUACUACUGGCUAAGACAAAACACAGAUGAACAUGCCAGAGUAAUGUCAUGGUGGGAUUAUGGCUAUCAAAUAGCAGGAAUGGCAAAUCGAACCACUCUAGUUGACAAUAACACUUGGAAUAACAGCCACAUAGCCCUGGUAGGAAAAGCUAUGUCUUCAAAUGAGACAGCAGCAUAUGAGAUCAUGAGAAGUCUGGAUGUGGAUUAUGUAUUAAUAAUCUUUGGAGGUGUUAUUGGUUACUCUGGUGACGAUAUCAAUAAGUUUUUAUGGAUGGUAAGGAUAGCUGAAGGAGAACACCCUAAGGAUAUCAGGGAAAGUGACUACUUUACUCCACAGGGAGAGUUCCGGGUAGAUAAAGCAGGCUCCCCAACAUUGCUUAAUUGUCUCAUGUAUAAAAUGUCAUAUUAUAGGUUUGGGGAAAUGCAGUUGGAUUUUCGGACACCCCCAGGAUUUGAUCGCACGCGUAAUGCAGAGAUUGGCAACAAGGACAUUAAAUUUAAACAUUUGGAAGAAGCUUUCACUUCAGAGCACUGGCUUGUUAGGAUAUAUAAAGUCAAAAAGCUAGACAACAGAGAGACACUGGAACAUAAGCCUAGACUAACCAACAUUUUACCAAAACAGAAGUAUUUGUCAAAAAAGACUGCCAAAAGGAAGCGUGGCUACAUUAAGAAUAAACUAAUUUUAAAGAAAGGCAAGAGACCCAACAGGAAGACAGUUUAAAUACACUGUACUGAUUGCUAAUAUUGAAGCAGUUGUCCUUGAGAUAACCAGUCUUUGCCUUUAGCUCAAGUCAUGUUUCACAGCAACAUGAGGGUACAGAACCAUCAUUGGUCCAGAUUAUUGUACAAAACUUUCAGGCAAUGUCUGACUUAAAAUUUUGGCUUAUUGAGAACAGCUGUUUUAGAUUUGUAUUGUGGAGCAAGACAGAGCUGCUUUCCAGGUCUAGCAGCAGAUUUUCCUUUUUUAAAAAUUGGUACAUAUUAUCCUUCCAAUCUAUUGAAUUUGGACUGACUGCACCAAAGAGCCCUUUAAUUCGGUCCUUGGCACAUGCAUACUUGUCAGUUUUUUAAGUUCAAGCUGAACAGCAAUAUCUUAACUGGAAUGGUGAAAUAUAUGAAUGACUCUUCUUAGUCUAACACUUUCAGAAGUGGGGUAUUUUUAUAUUCAGCAAGUAGAACAACUCCUUUUGAGAUAUUUAUUUUACAAGAUUACAUAAUAUGUACUCUCCCAUUGCUGUAUGUUUUCAGGACUGUAAAUCAAGCUGCAAUUUCACUGAUCACUGGACAAAUUAUAAAAUUGGACAAUGUAAUUUGUUUUGGGAAGAGGUGGCCUUGCUGUUUUUAUGAGGUGUAUUCCUGAAAUAUAAAUAUACAGGGCAGAUCAUGCACAGAAUAGGUAGAUACAAGGGCUACAUUUGUAUCUUGCAUCUGACACGACAGUAAUGAAUGCUAUUGAGCACCAUUGCACCUGGUGUUUUCAGAACUUGCUUGUUUAGCUACGUAUUUCCCAUAUACAAUAAUUUGGCCUUUUCAGGAAAAAAUUGACAAGUAUCCAAGCUCUUUUAGUGGCUAUUACAAAGGCGGCAGGAUUUAUAAACCUGUUUGUUUUUUCAUUGGGUUGAGUUCAUGGAAAUGACUAGCUUUUUUCCAUAAUUUUCUUUAGUGCUUCAGUUGAUGGAACAAUGACUUGGACAUGUGCUUUGUCUUUACUAAAAUGUAAAAGACAGUUUAUGAAGUGCACUAAAUUACAAGUGGAGAUUGAACAUGUUCACUUUCCAACUAUAGGAAACUUUACAAACUUGAACAUUACUUAGUUAUUUUAAUAAAAUAAAAUGCAAAAUGUGGGGAUAGGGUUCACUUGACAGCCACAAGUUAUAAUUUUGAUAUAGGAAACAGCUUAUACCAGAUGUAUUGGUGUAAGGCAGAAUAGUAUGUACCUUCCAAACAAAACAAAACCCUAAGUAUCUAUUGCUCAGUGAGAAUGUUACUGCUGACUUUUCUUCUCAGAUGUAUAAUUUUUAUUUGUAAAUUCAUUUUUGAGUAAAGAGGUUAUUAAAUCAAUAAUGCAGUGGCAACAUUUUCACAAAAUAACAAUCUGGAUUUCUGACCCGUUGUCAUUGAGAUUAUAUUACUUUGUUGCUUAAAAGCUCAAUGCAAACCCGUUGUUGACUAUAGGGAAAAUAAAGUUAAAUCAAGUUUUGUGUUAA
Messenger RNA from Anolis carolinensis (green anole), 4357 nucleotides. It is a transcript of the gene stt3b, whose product is annotated as STT3 oligosaccharyltransferase complex catalytic subunit B. Gene Ontology annotation, biological process: post-translational protein modification. The record is from RefSeq and is a predicted model, not a curated record. Gene Ontology annotation, molecular function: dolichyl-diphosphooligosaccharide-protein glycotransferase activity. Lineage: Eukaryota; Metazoa; Chordata; Lepidosauria; Squamata; Anolidae. Gene Ontology annotation, cellular component: membrane. Bases 403 to 2871 code for a protein of 822 amino acids. The transcript has 16 exons.